CCUUUCCAUACGUCAUGACUGUGUUACUCGGUUGGGCAGUUCAAUGGCGGUCAGCAAUUUUCAUUUAAGUAUAUAAAUAUAUGAUCAAAUUGAGAGCAAUGGAAACUUCAUCCAUCAGUACCCCAGUAAAAACAUUGAAAUGUUGCUGGACUUGCAAUAAAAAUCCCACUGGGCAUGUCCGAAGUUCAAGGAAUGUUGCAAUGCGUUCUGUAUAUAAAUCCAUGCUCGAGAUAUUUAAUGUCCCAUUAGGAAACAUUGAGAAUGUACACAUUUGUGAUAAGUGUUUACACAUAAUGCAAAAAGUUUUAUCUAUGCGUGAUGAAUUGGUAAAGAAUGUAGAUUUGUCCAAAGAACAUGAAAGAAUAAAACGUAUAAUAACUCAUUCUGUAUCACCAGCUGUGAAAAAACUGAAGGAUCUCACAAAUAAAAGUAUUACUGGUACUGGUGUAAAGUCACGCAGGAAGCAGCUUUUUUCAAAUGAUAAAAAUUUCCAAAGUCCUGUGCAAGUGCAAGAAUACAGUCAAAGUUCUUCAGUGCCAGCAGAACUAAGUGAUCAUAGUUAUAUUACAGCAAACCGGGACUUGGCUGUUAGUGAAAUCUAUAAAGAACAUAAAGCAAAAUUGGUCAAAGUCAAUGAAAUUACUCUACAUGAUAAAGAGCACCAGCUGUUAAAGAAUUUUUUAGACAAUUCAAAUAUCCAUGGCAUGAUUUUAGUGUUACUUAAAGUACCUGCUGUGAAAGAGAGAAUAUGGCAGAUGAUUAUUUGCGAUGUAUCAUCAGAAUUGGAUCUUCUAAGUGGCACAAAAGAGCCAAGUAUACUUAGAUCCAAAGUAACAGAGGUAGAGGCAGAUAAGUUUUUCCCAAGCAUUCUUAAGGAAAUGCAUGAGAGGUGUCCCCAUACAUUGGAUUUUCUACUUGUUUUAAGCUGUCCUCUCCAUUUAAACAUGUCUUUUGACAGCCGGGUAAUUACUGCAUUGUAUUCAAUGGCAAUGUACUGUAGGAACAACCAUCUGGCUGCCUUACAAAAAAUUGUUGCAGCAGCAUGUGUCAGAUACAACUCUGGAAAUGGGUUACUUCAUCUUCUGAACACACUUGGAAUUUGCAUUCCUGAAAAAUCCAAACUGCCCAUGCUUGAGCAGAUAGGACAAGUUAAUGGCAAGGAGGUGGUGAAUGCUUUGAAAAAUGGUGCAUCACUCAAAAUAACAGUGGACAACAUAGAUGGCAGAAUAAAGGCUUAUCAGGUUCGAAUUGGAAGUGGCAACAGAGACUUCCAUUAUACUCACUGGUCAGUGAUUAUCGACCGACUAUUACCUAUAGAUCUGCCAGAUUUAAAUCAGGAGCCAAAAGUAUUGACAGUUAAUGGACCAGAUCCCAGUAAAUUUUAUUUGAACACAGAGGAGCACAAAGCACUCAGGGACACUUUCACAUGGCUUAUUGAGAGGAUACUUGUAGAAGAAUUUCCUGCUUUUUCAUCUCUAACUGUUCCAGCAGUUCUAGAUCACAAAUACAGAGACAUUGUCGACAGACCAAGUCAAGUUUUUCCUAUGUUUAAAAUUAUUAAGAAGUUCUACAGCACAGAAAGUUCAAGAGAAGUUGGAUCCCUUGCGCAUUACAGGGCAGUUCUUCAUCGUACAAAUGUGAAUGGACAGGUUAAGUCGGGUGGAUAUGAAGCUCACAAAGACUUCGUUUUCACAGUUGCAAGGGCCAUGGUGGUUGAGCUGGCCUUAGAAACAUUUGGAGCCGACACCAAAGCAGACAUGGAGCAAAAUGUACCACAGCGCAUAAAAUUCUGGUCACAAAAAAAGAAACAAAAGUGGUUAGAUGACAAAGUUAAGUCCAUUGUGGAUUUAGUGUUCAGGGAAAUCAAACCGAGAAAAGAUGUCAGAAUUUUCAUAAAUCACAGAGGAACAACAUAUGCUGCGAAUAUUCCUGCUUCACAUGUUGGACAGACAGUCAGCAUACCAAUAAAUGGUGAAACACUACAAAUUGAAGUGCCAUUGCCAGUUGAUGGACCCUUGGACCCACAAGAGGAUGAUGUAUACAAAUACAGCCUCAGUUUCUUAAGAGUUGCCUUGGACUUCAUGUUGUUGUACCAUGUCAUCAAGUCUGGAGACAUAGACACACUAACAUUGCUCCUUAAAAGGUUUAUAGCACUGUUUGUGGCACUUACCUCUUACAAAUCAAAAUAUGCCAUUGAGUGUAUUAACACUUUGACAAAAACUGAAUUUGUUUUAUCGGAAUACGAAAGCAUACGUGUAAAGCUAGGACUGCUGGUGAAUAGCAAAGGCAAGCCUGCUGGUAACAAACCAGCAGACAUGCAGCAGGAGAACAAUAUUAAACUUGUAAAAAAUGUAAUCAGAGGAUUAGGUGCAGGUAAAACUGAUAAAGCCAUGGAAAGGUCUUCGAAAGCAGGACCUGCUGUUAGCCAGCUGGUAAAUGGUCUUGACAAAAGUGUUCACAGCAAACUGAAAGACAGACACUCUAAAAAGUCUCUAGAAGAUGACAUGACUGUGCUGCAUGAUAGAAUGAGGGUUCUAAGACCUUUCCAGGUGCAUGCAGACAGACUACUACCUUCAUUUCAUGCUGUGUCAUCAAAUGUUGUUAGUGUUAUCAAUAAGGUAAAAUUAGACGACUUUAUAAAAAGACACAGUUCACGAGCAAUAUCUAAAAUUUAUCUUGAACAGGAGGAAGAAAAUGUUGAUGAUUAAUCAGGCAUACAGAAAAAUAUGAUGAACACCCUAAAAUCUAAGUUGCUUUAAGCUCAACUAUUCAAAGUAGAGCUAUUGCACAUACCUAUGUGUCGGUGUCUACAUUUGCAUUGGCGUCCAUAUUUGGUUAAGCAUUAGUAUGUAAGCUGGUAUCUCAGUAACAACUAAUGGGAACGGAUUGAAACUUCAUACACUUAUUCACUGUAAGUAUGAUAAUCCGACUUACAAUGCACUGGUUCCAUAACUCUGUUCUUUUUUUUUUUACAAAAUUAUGCCCACUUUUCGACUAAGAAUUUGGUGAAGGUUGUACAUGUAAGCUGGUGAAUGGGAAUGGAUUGAAACUUCACACAAUUGUCCAUUCUCAUGAGCUGAUAUGCAUUUACCGGUCCCAUAACCUUAUUUUACAAAAUUAUGCCCCUUUUUCAACUUUAAUAUUCAUUCAGUUGACAAGGCUGUUGAAUAGUAGAGUGCUGCUGUCCACCGACAGCUCUUGUUUUCAGUGUUCCUUAGUGAAUUGUGGUUUGUUUUCCAGACUGGCUUAUUUCCAGUUUAUGCUACAUGUUACCUUUUUGUUGAUAACUUUAAAAUGCAUCCAUCUUGAAAUAAAAAAAAUAAAUUAUAUUGUUGUGUUUCAGAUGCAUACAUAUAUGAUGUUUUAUGACAUUUCAGAACAUUGUAAUUUUUCAAUGUAACUUCAUUCCAAAUAAAAUUGUUAAUUUCAAAUAUUGUAGUCAUUCUACAGAUAAACUUUCUGCCAAGUUGAAACACAAGCCGCUUUCAGUUUAACUUUUACUAUUUUCUCUGCAUAAAAUAGUUGUUUAUUUCUAAGCUGGGUGUGGAAAAAAAUGUAUAAUGAAAAAAGUACUGGUGAUAUUAGUAUUUGUAGAAAUGAAAUGAGCCACACCAUGAGAAAACUAACAAGUUGGCUUGGAACCAGCAUGAAUCCAGACCAGUAAUCAUAACUGAAACCUGAUAAAUUAUAGCAUAAUAUGUUUUAACAAUUCAAUUACAUGUACCAAGUAAAAGAAUAAGACAUAACUACCAUUUUGCAAAUAUUUGAGCCACGCCAUGAGAAAAUCAACAUAGUGGCUUUGUGACCAGCAUGGAUCCAGAUCAGUCUGCGCAUCCACACAGUCUGGUCAGGAUUCAUACUUUUCGCUGUCGAAGCCUAUUGCAAUUAUAGAAACCGUCGGCGAUCAGCAUGGAUCCUUACCUGACAGUGUGGAUGUGCAGAUUGGUCUGGAUCCAUGCUGGUCGCAAAGCAGCUAUGCUGAUUUUCUCAUGGCGCGUCUCAAAUAUUUGCAAAGUGGUAGUUAUGUCUUAUUCUUUUACUUGGUACAUGUAAUUGAAUUGUUAAAACAUAUUGUGUUAUAAUUUAUCAGCUUUCAGUUACAAUGGCACAGUUGUUUUUGUAAUUUAAUAGAUCUAUGCAAGACAAAUGUAGAUAUGGUACUAGUAUGCCUUUUUCUUGUAUUUUGUGUGUACUCAAAUUGAUGCAUAGUUUGUUUCUUAAACAUAAUGCUGGAAGCAAGUGAUAUUAAGCUCGACUAUUCGAAGAAUAGGGGAGCUAUCCUACUCGUCCUGGCGUCGGCGUGAACGUCACACAAAUGUUAAAGUUUGCGUACCACCCCAAAUAUUUUCAAAAUUACUGAGAUAUUGCUAUGAUAUUUUGCAUACUUGUUUACCAUCAUGACCCCAGUCUGUAAAAGGAGGAGGCAACUCUAUCAAGCAUUUUGACUGAAUAUGGCCCCUUUUUGACUUUGAAAGUCCAUUGAGGUAUUGCUUUGAUAUUUUGCAUACUUCUUUACCAUCAUGACCCCAGUCUGUAAAAAGGAGGAGGCAACUCUAUCAAGCAUUUUGACUGAAUUAUGGCCCCUUUUCGAUUUAGACUAUGCUUACUGUAAUGUUAAGGUUUUACUCAUUGCUUAUAUUAUACUAUCAAGCACUGGGAAUAGUCGAGCACGCUGUCCACUCACAGCUCUUGUUUAUUCCUCUAGGUUGCAUUCUUCACUUCAAAAUGAUCUUUUUGAUAUUUUAUUGAUUACUAAGAAGUUUUAAUUGUAUUGUAUUGACGUUUUGUGUGUUUUGAUUUAGUGUAUUCGUUUCACGUUUUAACCAUUUCAGUAAUAUUGUAAAUGAAUAAAAAGAUUGGAUUUAAUGUAUGAAUAUAAUUAUAUACCAUGUAUAUGUAAAAAAUAAAAAUGGAAUUU
Molecule: messenger RNA, 4918 nt
Organism: Mercenaria mercenaria
Lineage: Eukaryota; Metazoa; Mollusca; Bivalvia; Venerida; Veneridae
Exons: 7
Coding region: 81-2708 (875 amino acids)
Source: RefSeq, a predicted model, not a curated record